Condylura cristata (star-nosed mole) is the source of this 2699-nucleotide messenger RNA. RefSeq names its product potassium channel, inwardly rectifying subfamily J, member 13 (gene KCNJ13). The record is from RefSeq and is a predicted model, not a curated record. Bases 92 to 376 code for a protein of 94 amino acids. Gene Ontology annotation, biological process: regulation of monoatomic ion transmembrane transport; potassium ion import across plasma membrane. NCBI's taxonomy places the organism in Eukaryota, Metazoa, Chordata, Mammalia, Eulipotyphla, Talpidae. The transcript has 3 exons. Gene Ontology annotation, cellular component: plasma membrane. Gene Ontology annotation, molecular function: inward rectifier potassium channel activity.
UUACCUCAUACAGACAGACUCCACAAGUUUCCUCAAGACCUACCUGUGCAUACAGGCUGACCCAGCAAAAGAACUGAGCUCGCAGCCUGAGAUGGAUGGCAGUAACUGCAAAGUCAUCACUCCUCUCCUGACGCAGAGAUACCGCAGGAUGGUCACGAAAGACGGCCACAGCACACUUCAAAUGGAUGGUGCCCAGAGAGGCCUUGCCUAUCUUCGGGACGCCUGGGGGAUCCUAAUGGACAUGCGCUGGCGUUGGAUGAUGCUGGUCUUUUCUGCUUCUUUUGUUGUCCACUGGCUUGUCUUUGCAGUGCUCUGGUGCCUUUGUGGCGAAGAUUGCCAGGCCAAAAAAUCGAGCUUUCUCAAUUCGAUUUACUGACUUAGCAGUAGUAGCUCACAUAGACGGCAAACCUAAUCUUAUUUUCCAAGUGGCCAACACGAGACCCAGUCCUCUGACCAGUGUCCGAGUCUCAGCUGUACUCUACCAGGAAAGAGAAAAUGGUGAACUCUACCAGACCAGUGUGGACUUCCACCUUGACGGCAUCAGUUCUGAGGAAUGUCCAUUCUUUAUCUUCCCACUAACCUACUAUCAUGCCAUUAUACCAUCAAGUCCUCUGGCUACUCUGCUCCAGCAUGAAAGCCCUACCCAUUUUGAAUUAGUUGUGUUCCUUUCAGCAAUGCAGGAAGGCACUGGAGAAAUAUGCCAAAGGAGGACAUCCUACCUGCCCUCUGAGAUCAUGUUACAUCACAGUUUUGCAUCGCUGUUGACCCGAGGUGCCAAGGGUGAAUAUCAAAUCAAGAUGGAGAAUUUUGACAAGACUGUCCCUGAACUUCCAACUCCUCUGGUGUCUAAAAGCCCCAACAGGACUGACCUGGAUAUCUGUAUCAAUGGACAAAGCAUUGACAAUUUUCAGAUCUCUGAAACAGGACUCACAGAGUAAGAGGCAUCCACAGGCCCCUACUUUUUAAUGUUUUAAAUAUACCCAGCCAGUUAUGCAGCUGCUUUUCCUUCAUCUAAUGUUUUCCGAUGCCAAUUACAUCACAGUAAUCAAGCCUAUGUCCCUAAGAAAUGGCUGAGCUAACAAUACUCAUUUUGGAAAUACAACAUUCUACUUUACAAAGUUUGUAUCUGUGGUUAUCUGCUGAAAUCAGUGCAUCUCAGUGACAGAUAUUUACACAGAAAUGUUGCUGGUAAAUUCAGAAGAAUGUGGCAUGAUACCAGUAAUAAAGGUAAAAUGAACAGUGAAGUUCAACACAGCUGAACUCAAAGAAAAGCAACCAUAAAUCUCUCAUUUUCAUCUGCAAGUUGAAGCAACAAUCUAGUUUCAAACCUAGCUCCCUGGGUAGAAAGAUGAUUUCACAAUAUUUAGUGAACAUCCUUUUAAAACUGUUUUCAAGACAACAAAGAUCAUUCCUUUGGUUCUUUAUACUUCAAAACAUGGGUAAGUAUCAUUCUCUUAUUUUAACAGCUAAGAGCAAAAACUCACUAAAUAAACAGCAAAGUCUAGAUUUACAUGUAACUCUAAAAGCAUCUAAUAAGCAUGACACUGAAAUAUACAUACAUUUGUUUAUUUAAGGCAGAGUGUGAUCAGAGUGCGAGCACUAAUCUCAACAGAAGGUACAGGGUGGUAUUUUUGGCCAGGACAAAGCCAGGUCCACUUUCUAACUACCUUGCAUAAUAAUCAAAUAGUGAUCUAAAACUUGUAAUCCACUAUUGAUAGGAAUGGCUUCCAAGCUAAGUAAAAACAUUCCCUUCAUAGCUCUGAUCCAUUUAAUGGUAUAAAUACCAUUCAGACAAUUUUAAGUAACUCAUAAAUGCAAAUAUACUUAAGUCUCUGUAGCUAGAAAGGUUUAGAUAGAUAUAAUCCAACUAGGAAAAAAUCUUCAAUAGAUAAAGCAAAAAUAAUUAGGCUACAAAGUAUUUUCAAACCCAAAUUCCUGUUUCCAACAUCAAAUAGUUUUUUCUACAAACACAAAAUGAGUGUUUACUCACCAGUAGGAGGCUGGACUAGAUGAACUCUAUUAUUUCUUUCCAAAUCUAAUACAUGAAAAUGACGCUCUUUCUGCUGCAUUUCUUGUUUUAUAUAUAUAUAUUAAUAGGAACCUUUUUUCUUUACCUACAGCUUAAAACUGUCCUUAAAACUUUUCACUUCAAUUUAAACAAAUAAUAAAAAAAAAAUAGGACAAAUGUCCUCAAAUCAAGAACCAAAAUAUUCACCUUAUCAUAUUUCAAAUAGAUUGUGGCUACUCUUCUUUUCUGAAAUUUCUUUGGGUUUAUGUGGGAAAGGGGGAAAUUUAACCCUUCCCACUGGUGAUGACCCAGGCAGCAAUCCUCUCUUGAAAUAAACACUGAGAAAGGCAAGCAGUUGUGAAAAGCAGGGCACAGCAGCAAGUCACAUUUUUCUACUCUUUGACCAAAAGGAAAAGAAAAUAAAGAAGAACUUUGGAGUGGUCUAAGACUGAUAAUAGCAGAAGAAUAUCAAGGACACAGAAACUUAAUUAUUGUAAACUUUUGCUGUUUGAAAUCUUAGGCAUUCUUAAGUACUAGCCAGACCAAAAGAUUUUUUUCCAAACCCAAGACUGAUGUAAUACCUGUAGACAGCAGGAAUUUUCAUUUCUAUAAUAAAGUAACAAGAUUCACCUAACCUGUAAAAAUAAAGUAGUAUCGAAGAUUUACAUGGUAUGUUUUUUCCUAAGGGUUC